UUGUGCAUCCGUGAAUAUUCAGUGACAGACCCUAUACAACUUAUCUGUAGAGAGAGCAAAUCCUGUACGCACAAUGGAAAACGACGAAGACGAUUUGAAGAAAAGACCUUCAGAGGAACUUUUGUCUCCAUCAUUUUCACCAGCCAAGCUGAAGUUCCCAAAGCAUAUUCACACACCAAUGGAUGAUAAGUUUAAAGAACUUGCAGACAAAAUAUUCAACCGUAGUGUUGAAGGACAGGUGCCCUUUAACGAGGUUUCUGCCCCAUAUGAAUUAGGCAGUUAUCCCAUAGAACAGAAUGAGACUAAGAAUUAUUUUGAGAGACAGUACAGUAGAAGGAAAUUAAACCUGAACAUACCAAAGGAAUCUGAGGGAUGUUUUGCAUCAGAUCAUCAGCUAGUUAAUGAGAGUGAGGAUGGUAAAAAUGGUUCUGCACGGAGCCAUGAGCGUGACAAUGGAGGACAUGCCCCAAUUAAUCGGGUGCCAAGCACGGACGUUGAAAAUGUAUUUAUGGAGUUUCCUGAGGUACAGGAGGAAUAUGACCUCGCUCCUGAUUUCCAGAGAAUUAGCAUCAGUGGGGAGGAUACGAGUGGGGUUCCCCUGAAGGACUUGGAGCAGGCCUCCAAGAGUUUAGUGAAGGCUCUGAUGAUCCGGGAGAAAUACAUGGCCAUGUCACAUCAGAGUUUCCCAAACAUCACUGCCAGAUUUCUACAGAACCUUGAAGACAAAGAGGACUUUCACGGCAUCAAGGAAGGGUACGGCUGUACCAAUGUCAAGACUGCAGAAGAGAAGGACACGGCCAUGUUUGUGUCGUGGCCAUGCACCGCUGCUGACCAUCCAAUCAACCCACCGCCUAUGUCUGGAGACCCUUUCCACAUUAAAGUGAUACCAGAGAAAGUUGGCUGUGUCAUUAAGAUGAAAGAUGGGGUGCCUUAUGUUUAUAAAGACCAAGACGCAUUCGAGAGACAAGAGCCGUUUGAAUGGCCGUAUCCUGAUGUGGAAAGUUUUGUUGCCGAUCAAAACAUGAUGUAUGCUUUCAUCAGUGAUGGCCCUUUGAAGUCAUUUGCCUAUCGACGUCUGAGUUACCUGUCUGCAAAAUAUCAGCUGCAUAUUCUGCUGAAUGAACUGAAAGAAUCAGCUGCACAGAAAGAGGUUCCACAUCGCGAUUUCUACAACAUACGUAAGGUGGAUACCCAUGUACAUGCAUCUUCCUGCAUGAACCAGAAACAUUUGUUACGAUUCAUCAAGAAAAUGAUUCGCACACGUUCUGAAGAUGUGGUUUGUUUGGAUAAGGACAAAAAAGAAAUGACCUUGAAACAGGUUUUUGAGAGCCUUGAUCUGGAGCCAUAUGAUUUGAGUGUAGACAAGCUGGAUGUGCAUGCAGACAGGAACACUUUCCACAGAUUUGACAAAUUCAAUGCCAAGUACAACCCAAUCGGGCAGAGCCGUCUGCGUGAAAUCUUCAUCAAGACUGACAACUAUAUUAAUGGGAAAUACUUUGCACAUGUCAUAAAGGAAGUAAUGGAAGACCUAGAGGAAAGCAAGUAUCAGAAUGCUGAGUAUAGGCUGUCCAUAUAUGGGCGUUCUAGGGACGAAUGGGACAAGUUAGCCAAGUGGGCUGUGGAACACAAAGUGUACUCGGACAACGUCAGGUGGCUCAUUCAAGUCCCUCGACUGUAUGACGUGUACAGAAGCAACAACCUGGUACAGAACUUCCAAGAUAUCCUUAACAACAUCUUCAUGCCGUUGUUUGAGGUGACAAACGACCCAGCCUCACAUCCAGAGUUGUUUGCCUUCCUUCAUCACGUAUCUGGAUUUGACUCGGUAGAUGAUGAAUCGAAGGCAGAACACAUUAAAUUUGACCCUGACACCCCACUGCCCGAGGACUGGACACAAAAGGAUAAUCCCCCAUACAAUUAUUAUCUCUUUUUUAUGUAUGCUAACAUUACCGUGCUCAAUCAGUUUCGCAGAUCGCGUGGAAUGAGCAUGUUUCACCUGAGACCUCACUGUGGAGAGGCAGGCAACAUCACACAUCUUGUUUCGGGAUUUAUGUUGGCUGAGAACAUCUCUCAUGGUCUCAUGCUCAGAAAGGUACCUGUGCUGCAGUACCUUUACUAUCUUGCUCAGAUAGGCAUUGCCAUGUCACCGCUUAGCAACAACUCUCUUUUCCUGAACUACCAUCGUAACCCACUUCCGGAAUAUUUUGCCCGUGGACUCAAUGUCUCCCUGUCCACUGAUGACCCACUGCAGUUCCACUUCACAAAGGAAGCAUUGAUGGAAGAGUACAGUAUUGCUGCCCAGGUGUGGAAACUUAGUUCUUGUGAUAUGUGUGAGAUAGCCAAAAACAGUGUCCAGAUGAGUGGGUUUGGACAUGAUGUGAAGAAACACUGGCUGGGCUUAAACUAUACAAAGGAAGGCGUGGCAGGAAAUGACGUCAGUCGGACAAAUGUGGCAGACAUUCGCGUUGCAUAUCGGUAUGAGACGCUCAUUGGAGAACUGGAAUGCAUCUGGAAAGGCUCCAUGUCAUAUGAUGAGUCACUCGGCAAGGAAAAUUAGACACAAAUUUGUAGAUGAUUAAGAAAAGUUAUAUUUUGACUGUUUUGUGAAGUUUUUAUGAAAGCAGAAUUUUCUGUUACAUAUUUGUGUUUUCCUUGAAAACUUAUUACCACGUAAACAGAGUGCACCUAGAAGUGUAUUUCAUUCCACCCAUUGACGGAGGAAAGGUGGUGGGAAUGAGGUAAUUUUUUCAGCAUUGGCUUUAGACCGGUCCCUGUCUGUUUCCAAGUUUACACAGUGUUUAACAAAUAUGUUAGAUUUUUGAAUUAGUUUGCAUUUUCAAAAUAGAUUUGAUUUGGUUGAAUAUUGUUGAAAAUUAAAAAUUGAUUUAGCACUAUGAAUAAUUCAAUCCUGAGGGCAUUUGCAUGUGUUUUUUGUAAUGUCUAAGCAAUUUACCUAUGUAUGUGUGCUGUGUUGUAUAAAAACUGACAACAACAUAUCAAAAUUUCAUGUGGUGUAAACCAUAUUUAGGUCAGGCUAGGUUGAACAAGGACAUGUUUUUUGAUAAAUUCAAGUAAAAUUCCCUUUGUUGGUGAUUUUUGAUAAAGUUUAGUGCAAAGAAGUCUUAGAAAACUUCCAUUAUCAUCUUUUAAUCAAAUAUCAAGAUGUUAAACUUGAUCAAUUUUAAAAAAAAAUAAUUGACUAAUUGUGUAUAUAAUCAGAAAACUAGUUGUAUUGCCAUGUGAACAACAUAUAUAUAAAAAAAUAUUAAUAUAUCCCAGUAUUGUUUGAGCCAGUUACAAUCUCUAAAGCUUUAAGAUCAAAUUUAGGUCAGAUUGUCUAAUUCAUUAUGUGAAAAUAAUUAUUUAUCUUUCAGUUUAAAUAUUAAACAGAGCUAUUUUUACUUUAAAUGUCUCAUUUUGAAACAAGUUUUUUUGUAGAUCAUUUAGUGAUAAUUAUCUGUUUGUUUUUAAGAUUUUAUUGCAUUUAACUUACUAUGAGAUAUAUGUGUUUAGAGUAUGUGUGUAACUUACUAUGAGUUAGGUGUGUUUAGAGUAUGUGUGUAACUUACUAUGACCUAUGUGUGUUGAGGGUAUGUGUGUAACUUACUAUGACCUAUGUGUGUUGAGGGUAUGUGUGUAACUUACU
Messenger RNA from Ylistrum balloti, 3643 nucleotides. Its product is annotated as AMP deaminase 2-like. Bases 74 to 2554 code for a protein of 826 amino acids. The record is from RefSeq and is a predicted model, not a curated record. NCBI's taxonomy places the organism in Eukaryota, Metazoa, Mollusca, Bivalvia, Pectinida, Pectinidae. Gene Ontology annotation, molecular function: AMP deaminase activity. Gene Ontology annotation, biological process: AMP metabolic process; IMP salvage. The transcript has 19 exons. Gene Ontology annotation, cellular component: cytosol.